UAUUCCACUCACUACUGAGAGUACAGUUGGCGUUGCCUGCGGAAAAUGUUAAUGAUUAACAGAUGUGUAAAAUUAGAAAUUAUUUCACUGGUGACCAGAUUGAGCAAUAAGAAAAAACAGAAGAAGUUGAUGUUUGGGUAUCUGUAUCUAAUUCUCUAGCUGCAAACACUGAAAACCUUCAACAAUGGCAAUGACCGGAAAGUAUGAGCUGGUAUCACAUGAGAACUAUGAACCUUUUAUGAAAUUCUUUGGUCUUUCCGAUGAAUUGAUCCAGAAAAUCAAGGUUUCGAAGAAUGUUUACGAGAUUGUGCAGAAUGGCAAACACUUCAAGUUAACAGCCACCACAGGGGACCAUGUUCAACAUAACGAAUUUACAAUUGGUGAGGAGGCUGAGAUACAGAUCCUAACAGGGGAGAAGUUUAAGACUGUUGCCCAACUUGAAGGUGAUAAUAAAUUGAUCUUAAAUCUCAAGGGAAUCAAAACUAUUAUUGAAGUAUCUGGAGACACUCUAACUAAUGUUAUGACGAUGGGAGACAUCACCUGCAAGAGAAUCCUCAAGAGAAUUUGAGAGAAGCUUAAUAUUAUUUUACUUUUACUAUAAAAUAAUAAUAAUAAUAAAAAUGUAUUUCUUUCUGAGCGCUUUAAUGUAAUAAAAUAUCAGUUUUUGGUAAAUAAAUAUAA
Molecule: messenger RNA, 681 nt
Organism: Bombina bombina (fire-bellied toad)
Lineage: Eukaryota; Metazoa; Chordata; Amphibia; Anura; Bombinatoridae
Product: fatty acid-binding protein, liver-like
Exons: 4
Coding region: 185-568 (127 amino acids)
Biological process (GO): fatty acid transport
Cellular component (GO): cytosol; nucleus
Molecular function (GO): fatty acid binding
Source: RefSeq, a predicted model, not a curated record